CACCCACUUCCAGUUUUUAGUAGUUUCACAUCAACAUCAACAUCAUGUCUGGAUACUACCACAUGCCACUCCAGGACCAGCAUGACCAGCAACAUGCUGAGCCGUCUGCCUUUCGACCUUCCCGAGCAGAGGACUGGGAACCAUACCGAGACAUCAUUGCACAUCUCUACAACACGAUGAAGCUCAAGGAUGUCAUGACCGAGAUGCAGAUGACAUACAACUUCAAAGCAACUGAGAAGCAGUACAAGACUCAGUUGAAGAAGUGGAACCUUGAUACCAAGUACAUCAAGGCAUCCGAGUACAUGGCCAUGCUUCAGAUCAUGCGUGAGCGGGAGGCCCAGGACCCAUCCAAGCAGACACGCUUCAUUCUUCGCGGGAGACCAGUAGAUCCCAAAGAUAUUGCUCGGUUUGAGAAGCGGCAUCAGAAGAAAGGGACACUGAAGGAAGGGGAGCUGGCAGAGCUUCAGGAACCUGUCGAGGACCUCAUCUAUCACACUCCUUCUCCUGAGCCAACAGGAUAUGCAUACACUGCAACCUCCGACUACGGGUCAACCUCCUCGUAUGCAACCACUUCCGCAUACGACACUUCCUCGCAAUACGCCUAUAGUUACGGCAUGUGACCCGAGCAAUGCAUCUACGACCACGCAAGGUGGCUUUCUACCCGAAUUUUUUGACGACGAGGUGCAACCGGCAGAUGGGGGCGCAUAGUCGAAUUCUUUUUUUCAGUAAUAGUUCUUCCUUACACUUAAUGCACGCAUAUGGGACAACGGUAGGACAUGAUUUGGAGGCAUCUCAUCUUUCAUUUGGUGGACUGGAGGAGUAAUUGGAUACCCAUGGAUUUGAUUGGUUUGGACUUACACGGGCGUUUUUUUUGCUUGCAGCGGAUAGACACAUAUAGACGUGACAGUGGUGCAUCGAC
Podospora pseudopauciseta is the source of this 919-nucleotide messenger RNA. RefSeq lists its product as uncharacterized. Bases 45 to 620 code for a protein of 191 amino acids. The transcript has 3 exons. NCBI's taxonomy places the organism in Eukaryota, Fungi, Ascomycota, Sordariomycetes, Sordariales, Podosporaceae. The record is from RefSeq and is a predicted model, not a curated record.